Messenger RNA from Acanthisitta chloris (rifleman), 902 nucleotides. It is a transcript of the gene COPS5, whose product is annotated as COP9 signalosome subunit 5. Lineage: Eukaryota; Metazoa; Chordata; Aves; Passeriformes; Acanthisittidae. The record is from RefSeq and is a predicted model, not a curated record. Gene Ontology annotation, biological process: protein deneddylation. The transcript has 6 exons. The annotation marks the transcript as partial. Gene Ontology annotation, cellular component: cytoplasm; COP9 signalosome. Gene Ontology annotation, molecular function: metallopeptidase activity; deNEDDylase activity.
CCACCCUGGCUACGGCUGCUGGCUCUCGGGCAUCGACGUCAGUACCCAGAUGCUUAAUCAGCAAUUCCAAGAGCCCUUCGUAGCAGUGGUUAUUGAUCCCACAAGAACAAUAUCUGCAGGAAAAGUAAAUCUUGGAGCAUUUAGGACAUAUCCUAAGGGCUAUAAACCUCCAGAUGAGGGGCCCUCUGAAUACCAGACUAUUCCACUUAAUAAAAUAGAAGACUUUGGUGUACACUGUAAACAGUAUUAUGCUUUAGAAGUCUCAUACUUUAAAUCAUCUUUGGAUCGUAAAUUGCUUGAGCUUUUGUGGAACAAGUACUGGGUGAACACCCUCAGCUCUUCUAGUUUGCUUACUAAUGCUGACUACACCACUGGCCAAGUCUUCGAUUUGUCUGAAAAAUUAGAACAGUCAGAAGCUCAGCUUGGGAGAGGCAGUUUCAUGCUGGGAUUAGAGACUCAUGACAAGAAAUCAGAAGACAAACUUGCAAAAGCAACAAGAGACAGCUGCAAGACCACCAUAGAAGCUAUACAUGGAUUGAUGUCUCAGGUUAUUAAGGAUAAACUUUUUAAUCAAAUUAAUAUAGCUUGAAGUGCAUCACCAGCUGAUAUGCAUCUCCAAAGCAGAAAAUAUCAUCGUUUCUUUUGCUUGGACUUGUUCAAUUUGGGAAAUGAAGCUGGAGUGGAAAAUUAUUCAUUUAAUUUGUAGUACUUUAAUAUUUCCCACCUGUCUGACCAGUUUUAAAGAGCAAAAUGUUCUGAAAUGUAGUGCAACAUUUUUGUUCUUUAUCAUAAAACAACCAGUUUGGAGAAUUGUUCCAAAAGAAGAAUAAAUUUGACUUUACUGGAUUUUGCUCUUAGGUAUUUAUCUCUAUUAUCCAACUGCAAUAAAAGAAUUUUGGAAC